This is a messenger RNA of Fusarium sp. VM40, 2037 nucleotides long. Lineage: Eukaryota; Fungi; Ascomycota; Sordariomycetes; Hypocreales; Nectriaceae. The record is from the annotation of a GenBank genome assembly.
AUGGCUAGACUGAACGAACCCCCCGUGUCUACGGACAGUCUCGAAACGCUUCGAAAGAAGCUUCUACGUCAGAACCGCGACCUUGCCAAAUCAAACAACAUACGUGCGCUCCGUAUUCGAGAGCUUGAGAAUGAUUGCGCUUGCAUGUUGUCCGAGAACCUCGAACUGCGCGGCCGAAUCAUAGAGCUCGAAAAGGAGCUUGAAGACAAUGACACGAGACGAAUUGCCGACCAUGCCCUUGCAAUCAAGGCCAAACUGGAGUCACAGCUUACAGAAUGGGGUACCCUUCUCGCCGGUCUUGGUCUGGAACCCCCCAUGAAGCGACACUCGCCGCGACCAAGAAAAUCAACAAAGCCCAGGCUGAGCUUCAGUUCUGCUCGACCAAGCCCCUCGCAACGGCGUUUGCGUGAUAUUGCCCGCGAGAUUGAGGAACUAGGACAUAUUUCGGAGACCAAGUCUUAUCCGAGACAGUCCAUGAAUCCCCAGCAAAUACUGGCACUUCGUUCAGAGGCUAGCAAUGAUGAUGUUCAUGAUACAUCUCAGUCACCCGAGCUUGGCCCUCCUCCCGUAUCACAUUUUAUCGAGGAGGAAGAAGAAGAUCCAGUCAAGAUUGAUUCACCUACCCGUUCACGUCCUACACAAAUACCAACACCCACAGUACAAGAAAGCCCAAAAUCGAGACUUGCGCCACCCGAAACUUUCACAUCGCCACAAGCGAACAAGACCUUACCUAGACCUUCGCCGGAAAAGAAGAAAAAGGAGGAAAUCACGAAGCCGAAAGAAACGACACCAAUCGAGACGAAACCCCUAGCGACCAGAUCAAUUGAGACCAACACUCAGCACCUAGUCAUUGAAACUCCAGUACCUCAAGCGCAGCCGGUCAAGAUAGGAUCAAAGAGAAAGCUUGCUGCUAGAGAUGAUAUGGUCACCAGCAGGCCAUCAAGGACAAACAAUGAAAACGAGAACUCCCAAGCCGCCAUCGAAAAAUCUGCCAGUGGUGAGAAGGCUGGAGGGCGAGUAGUAAAGGAGCUUACUGGUGUCCGAAAGGAUGUUCGUGACAAGGCCAAUGCAACAGGUGCAAGGAAGCCUCUCGCAGCCAAGAGCACAAACGGCGAUAUGACUUCACCAAAGAAGAUUUCCAAACCGAUUGCCAUAGAUGAGGUCACUGCGGCCAAAGCAGAUCUUGUGAGAUCCAAGGCUUCUCAGGAUCGGCCAAAGUCUAAGUCCAGGUCUUUGGCCCCAAUCACUAUCGAAACUGUCCUCGCUCCCCAGCCAUCUGCUCCAGAGGUCGUGGAGAUGCCACCUAACCUGGGAACCCCACUCACCGAUUCAGCUCUCCUGUUACCGAACUCGCCAGAUUCUGCCGCUCCGGUAGAUACAGGACGAGGGGGUACCCCUCCCCCUGGCGACGUCAACGCAAGCCGAGAGCCCCCGAGACCCAGUCGACGAAAUAGGACCGCAGUCAGCUAUGCAGAGCCCAACCUCAGAGAUAAGAUGCGAAGACCCACUAAGGAUAUGCUUGAUGCUGUUGCAGGCGAAGGCAAAUACGCCCGACGCUCCAGCGUUGCUGAGCAAGCACCAGAUACAGCCAGAGUGAAGCGUGAGAGCGGUGCUGAAGACUUGUGGAAGAAGUUGCCCAGUGCCGACGGAACAAACGCAGAGCAUGAGCCUGGCAGUAUUCCCGCCAGCCCACUGGCCGGAAAGGGAUCACCUGCUGAUAACUCUAAAACAUUGAGCAUCCGAAGCGGCAGACGCACGUCUAUGAUGAUACACGAUAUCGUUACCAGCAGUGAAACAUCGCACGAGUAUGGAGAGAUCAAGGACGAGUCGGCAUCUGACACCACUGGACUGAGCGAAGUUGAUGUUUACGAAUUUACGCCCUCAUCGCCACAAACUGAAGAUCAGACUGCUGCUGAAAUCAAGAAGAAGACCGCCAACCGCCGACCAUCACGGCGUGUGUCAUCUGCUGUCCACAGCGAGGAAGAUCCGGGGGUUAGGGAACGUGCCUCAUCAAGGCGGAGGAGUAUGAUGUUGUAA